AUGGGACGACCGAGGUCGCAAGAAGCAUCCUCACAAACAAACAGAGUACAAGUCAACCACUCUCAGGACGACUUCCCGAGAUCACAUAUAACAAAUUCAUCUCCUCGAUUGCCAGUCACACCAGAGACAGAGGCUCUCCGAAGCUUAAUAGCUGAGUCGAAACGACACCCCGCUAAGCUCACCACCUACGAUGGGUACCAGUCCAAGCAAAAACUCCUAUAUCUGGAUCUUUGCGAUUUCGAGAUCUACAGAUCCCCAGACUCGGGUUGCCCAGGCCGGGAAUUUGAGCUGACGAGUCUGCUCCACCUCGAAGCUCCAAAAGCAAGAAAGCUCUGGUUUGACGGGUUUCUUUGUAUAGGAGAGACUAAACUCUACGUGGAAAGGGUCGCUUUGCAAGACUCUUCGAUCGAGGGCUUUGGUGAUGACGAUGAACCUGGUGUUCUCGCAUACGUCCGAUCUACAUUAGCAUCUAAAGACAGUACUUACGAAAUCUGGUAUAAGUUGGGGGAACCGGCUCAACAAUACAAGCGAUUCCACGAACCAUUCCUGUGGGCGGCGCAAUUGACGAAGCAUACGAUCGAUUAUAUAGAGACCCAUCCCGCGCGCUCAGUUGGGCUCGAGAACUUCCGCAAAGAUUUCCACUGCUGGCUUGCUGCACGAUUCGCUCGAAGCAGCAGCGAAGAUUUCCGACAAUGGCGCCAGUCUUUGAAAUCUCAAGCUGACUUUCGAGUUGCGGUCAAUGCGAAUAUCAACUUCAUCUACCACCAUGCUUCUGGUCUUAACUCCCAGCGGCUACUCGAUCAUCCGCUGUGGAGUGAGUGUAUGGCUGGGGGGCUGACGAGCAUGAAGCCACAAGUUCAGCUCGUCGAGAAUACCCUCGCAACUCCUCAUGUAUAUGAUUCGUUCAAAGCCAUGUACUUUGGAGAAAAUCUCAAACAGGGGCAAGCCUCAGAACCUGUCAAAAGAAAGCAAGAGCUUCGGAUAAGCGAACUUGGAUUUGGCCGUGUCUGUUCAGGCUCAAGCUCUACCCCUCUCCAAUUAGCACAAUUGUGCCAACCGUAUGGCAGGUCAGCAAUCAGAGUGGGCGAUAUAGUUGGACUUGAUUCAACGGAACUAGACCGCCAGGUAUGGAAGAAUGCUGAUCUGGAGUGGCUUGCCUACGUCCAAGGUGUUAUACCUUUGCAUAACGGAACCCAGCGAUUGUCUGUCAUAUGGAUCUACCGACCACAAGAUACAAACAUCUUUAAAGCGAAAUAUCCAUUCGAAAACGAACUGUUCUUUUCAGACCAUUGCAACCACGAAAGCGCGGGGGAGCUCCUCUCAACUCAUGUCAAGGGGAAGUACAGCGUCAAAUUCUCACCUACAAUAAUCAACUCCACGAAGAGACUUUUCAUUCGCCAGACAUACAUCACAGAGAACAGCGAAAGCGCUUUCGUGACGUUUCAUGAGGACCACAAGACUUGCAAGUGCAAAAGAGAUAAGACGUUACCCAUCGUGACUUUCCGACCAGGCGACACAGUUUACAUGUCAAGGACUAUUCAACAGUGUGAAAUUCUGGAGCCUACUAUUAUUCAACGUAUAGACAGGUCUUCAAGCAAAGUUACUGUUCGGAAAUUGCUCCGCCUUAAACGCGAUUGCUCAGAGCUAGCAAGCAGAGUCAAUCGCACUAACAUGACCUCCAACGAGCUUGUUCUCACCGACGAAGUCGAGGAAGUAAAUGUGCUACGGAUAAAGCGGCGAUGCUCAAUUCGUUUCGUGCCAAAGCAGGACGUGCUGAAUUGCGAGAUCCCCUUUCCAUACAAUCGAGAGGGUGCCGGGCAUUUCUGGUUUCUUUCGAUGAAAGUCACAACUGUGAGCAGUAGUCAGCAGCUAGCAUUCUUGAAGGAGCAACCUAGUUGCCUCCAUGGAGGUUCGGAUUGGACUACAACUAAUCAUAGCCUGAGGGGGCUCAGUAUAUUCAGCGGUGGCGGCUCACUGGACCGGGGGUUGGAAGAGUGUGGCGCCGUUGAGUUCAAGACAGCAGUCGACUUGAGUGCUACAGCUAUGCACACCCAGCGAGCCAACGCCCGAGAUCCAUCCACGAUGCGACUGUACUGUGGGUCGGUCGAUGACCACUUCAAAGCGGCCCUUGAAGGAAACAAACCUUACUUAAUCGUCCGCAUCGGCGAGGUGGAUUUGAUCGUUGGUGGAACCCCGUGUCCGGGUACGUAUAAUCCCUAUGUUCUUACAUGCUUUUCUCUGUUACAACAGAACUUUAAGAGUCCGCAGUCUAAACGUAAUGCUUCUCACAUCACCACUUUUUGUUCCUAUGUGGACUUGUAUCGCCCUCUAUACGGCAUACUCGAAAAUGUGGUCAGCAUGACCGCUACCCGGAAAGGUCACGAGGACGAAAAUGUGCUUUCGCAGGUGGUUGCAUGUCUCGUCUCCAUGGGAUAUCAAGUGAAUCAAUACAUCAUGGAUGCAUGGAGUUAUGGCAGCGCGCAGCAACGCUCUCGCUUUCUUCUCACUAUAGCUGCUCCUGGGAUGAAUCCGAUUAUUCAGCCGUGGCAUACUCAUAGCGCGCCUGAGGACACACUUAGUAGAAGUCUAGGAGUGCUUCCGAAUGGACAACGCUUCGGUGAGCGCAAACAGUAUCCCACUCCUUUCCCCUAUAUUUCAGCAGGAGAAGUUACAUCAGACCUGCCAAGCAUUGGCAAUGGCAUUGUCCAAUCCUGUAGUUCCCACCCUGACCAUCGCCUGUCCUGUCCGCCGAAUAUUCAGCACCGAGCGCUCCUGAAGUACAUUCCAAAGUACCCUCCUGGAAGUGGAUACAAGAAAGCCUAUGAGUUAGGCCUUAUUCCAUCGUCGCUCCAACGGAUUGAUAAGGAAACGGGAAAGGCGUAUACGCGCGUGAAAGAAGCUGGUCUCAUUCCUACCAUCACAACGAAUGUUAGUGUCCAAGAUUCUCGAAAUGGUGCAUGUGUUCACUGGUUAGAGGAUAGACCCAUCAGUAUUCUAGAGGCCCGACGUGCGCAAGGCUAUCCAGAUCAUGAGCCGAUCAUCGGGAAUCUUGCCCAACAAUAUGUGAUUGUUGGCAACGGGGUUGAUCGCAAGGUCUCCUUUGUUCUUGGACUGGCGUUGCUUCAAGCGUUAGAAAAGAGCGCAUCAAGUGGACACCUGAUUAAACCUACAAAGUUGGUAGAGAAAACGAUCGCCAGCUCAAGCGAAGAGGAAGACCAAGCUGAAAUCGAUGCGACUAGCCCGACGAUACGUGUCCAAGUGCCCACACUGGCACGAGAAGAGCAAGCCAAGACACGACCGCGCUCCUCCUUGGAGAUUUCAGCGCUCCCCCGACCUGGUGUAAAUCUACCAAGAUCUAGCAAAGCUGAUCAAGCAGCACCCCUUAGGAAAGAUGAAAUGGAUGGGCCCUCUGAUGUGGCACCGCCUACCCUCGAACUCUCACAGCCUAUCAGCCCCCUCCCACUCACAAAAGGGACUAUCUCUAGUCUAUCACUUGCUCUCCUAAGAAGUGCCGGAGGAUUCUUGUCGUCAGCACUACCCUUGUCAAAACCAGUAACAGUAUCGAAGCACACCAAACGAAGCAGAGGAGGGGCGGAGGAUGAUAUGACAGAAGUCAAUGACAAGCGAUCGACUUCUGGUGAGCAGUCAUCGAGCCCGAGAAAACGGACAAUGCUCUCCCAGCCCAGGACUGCUGCUACCAGCGGGAUGGAAAGCGGCAACACGAGUCGAGCAACCACGCAUGACAGCACCAAAAUCUCGAUGAAGAGGCGCCACACGCGUCACUCUGGACUAAUAGUGGAGUUUGUCCCGGAGGACUGGAGCAAGAGGGUGGAACGCAAGCGUAAACAGAAACGCUGA
Molecule: messenger RNA, 3858 nt
Organism: Cucurbitaria berberidis CBS 394.84
Lineage: Eukaryota; Fungi; Ascomycota; Dothideomycetes; Pleosporales; Cucurbitariaceae
Product: S-adenosyl-L-methionine-dependent methyltransferase
Exons: 3
Coding region: 1-3858 (1285 amino acids)
Cellular component (GO): nucleus
Molecular function (GO): chromatin binding; methyltransferase activity
Source: RefSeq, a predicted model, not a curated record